AUCUACUAACCGGAUCAUUUUCUAUUUGGUUGGAAUCAUCAUCAUGGCACUCAUCCAACACCACCUCCCCUUCUUCUUCUCGCACCUCAUAAGCAUCCCACCUGAACUACCUAACCAAUUGUCUCGAAACUUUCAGUUUUCAGUUUCUUCUUCAAACCCACCUCCCAAGUUUGCGAAAGAACUCACUUUUCGCUCUCAAAGAUGCAGGUGAGCAGUUUCAGUAACUCCAAAGCCGGAACUGUAGGGUUUCCAAAUUCCCAGUUUUUUCUUGAUUUCAAGGCUAGCCAGUUGGGGAAUCCAGGCUUUCUUUACGAAUCCAUGUGCACAAAGAAGGCAAAAGCCCUAAAUUACAGUGUCCUUUAUGAGCCCAGAGGGUCAAAGCAGAGUGUUUCUUGUUCUAAACCCUUGAAAACCGGAAAUUAUUCUAAUCAGGAGAUGGGCUUCCUCAAAUCAGUGAAAAGAAACAAUAAUUUGUUCUCUGUUAGGGCAAAAUCGGUGAUGGAUGUUAGUAAAGUAAUGGAGAAAGACGAUGUGACAGAGGGGAAGAGCAAGGAUAGCGGUGGUGGUGGUGGUUAUGACGCAAUUGUGAUUGGUUCAGGGAUCGGUGGAUUGGUGGCGGCAACGCAAUUGGCGGUGAAGGGAGCCAAGGUGUUGGUUCUGGAGAAAUAUGUGAUUCCUGGUGGGAGCUCUGGGUUCUAUGAAAGGGAUGGUUACACUUUUGAUGUCGGAUCAUCUGUGAUGUUCGGAUUCAGCGACAAGGGAAAUUUGAACUUAAUAACUCAAGCACUGGCGGCAGUCGGGUGUAAAAUGGAGGUGAUACCCGAUCCAACCACCGUCCAUUUUCAUCUUCCAAAUAGCCUUUCUGUUCAAGUACAUAGAGGAUACGAUGAUUUCAUUUCUGAGCUUACGAGUAAAUUUCCACACGAAAAGGAAGGGAUUCACAAAUUCUACAACGAAUGCUGGAAGAUUUUCAACGCAUUGAAUUCACUGGAACUCAAAUCCCUCGAGGAACCUAUAUAUUUAUUUGGACAGUUUUUCAAAAAGCCCGUGGAAUGCUUGACACUAGCUUAUUAUUUGCCACAAAAUGCUGGAAGCAUCGCUCGCAACUUUAUUAAAGAUCCAGAAGUUCUCGCAUUCAUAGAUGCUGAGUGUUUUAUUGUGAGCACUGUUAAUGCUUUACAGACACCCAUGAUAAAUGCAAGCAUGGUGUUAUGUGACCGACAUUUUGGAGGUAUUAAUUACCCUGUUGGUGGGGUUGGAGGGAUUGCAAAAUCCUUGACAAAAGGUUUAGUUGAUCAUGGAAGUGGAAUACUUUAUAAAGCAAAUGUCACAAGCAUUAUCAUCGACAAUGGAAAAGCAGUAGGAGUUAAACUGUCGGAUGGAAGAGAGUUUUUUGCGAAAACCAUAAUCUCAAAUGCUACUAGAUGGGAUACUUUCGGCAAGCUUUUGAAAAAGCAAGAUCUACCAAAAGAAGAAGAAAAUUUCCAAAAAGUUUAUGUAAAAGCGCCUUCUUUUCUUUCUAUUCACAUGGGGGUCAAAGCUGAGGUUUUGCCACCUGACACUGAUUGCCACCAUUUUGUUCUUGAGGAUGAUUGGAAAAACUUAGAGGAGCCUUAUGGGAGUAUAUUUUUGAGCAUUCCAACUAUACUUGAUUCAUCGUUGGCUCCAAAAGGGCGUCAUAUUCUUCACAUAUUUACGACUUCGUCCAUAGAGGACUGGCAGGGGCUUUCCACAAAAGAUUACGAGGCAAAGAAGGAACUUGUUGCAGACAAAAUCAUCAGCAGACUCGAAAAGAAACUAUUUCCAGGCCUCAAAUCCUCCAUCGAAUUUAAAGAGGUGGGCACACCAAAGACACACAGACGGUAUCUUGCUCGUGAUAGUGGCACGUACGGGCCAAUGCCACGUGGCGUGCCCAAGGGCUUAUUGGGAAUGCCUUUUAAUACCACCGCUAUAAAUGGUCUGUAUUGUGUGGGAGAUAGUUGCUUUCCAGGACAAGGUGUUAUAGCGGUAGCCUUUUCGGGAGUAAUGUGUGCACAUCGAGUAGCUGCAGAUGUUGGACUUGAAAAGAAGUCACCAAUAUUAGAUGCUGGUCUCCUUGGGAUUCUUGAAUUUGAGGAAGGAGAUAUCCUCGUUGUGAUCUCAGAGUAG
Messenger RNA from Lactuca virosa, 2148 nucleotides. The record is from the annotation of a GenBank genome assembly. Lineage: Eukaryota; Viridiplantae; Streptophyta; Magnoliopsida; Asterales; Asteraceae.